This is a messenger RNA of Pararge aegeria (speckled wood butterfly), 2187 nucleotides long. Its product is annotated as cyclin-dependent kinases regulatory subunit-like. NCBI's taxonomy places the organism in Eukaryota, Metazoa, Arthropoda, Insecta, Lepidoptera, Nymphalidae. Gene Ontology annotation, cellular component: SCF ubiquitin ligase complex; cyclin-dependent protein kinase holoenzyme complex. Gene Ontology annotation, biological process: regulation of mitotic cell cycle. Bases 186 to 488 code for a protein of 100 amino acids. The transcript has 2 exons. Gene Ontology annotation, molecular function: ubiquitin binding; protein kinase binding; cyclin-dependent protein serine/threonine kinase activator activity. The record is from RefSeq and is a predicted model, not a curated record.
AGCUGACGUAAAACUGAACACGAAAAGAGAAGUGGGAACAGCUGGAAUUUGGAGAAGAAUUCACAGUUCGAACAUAGAUUGUUCUGUAAUUUACAUUAGAAAUGGUGAAAUACAUUGUGAUGUAAAAUUUUAGUGUACACGAAGCAAACCUUUAUAUUUAUAUUGUACAUCUAAGUAUUUAAAAAAUGCCAGUAGACCAAAUACAGUACUCCGAAAGGUACAAUGAUGAUAUCUAUGAAUACAGACAUGUAAUCCUACCUCCAGACAUUGCCAGACUAGUCCCAAAGUCUCAUCUCAUGACAGAAACGGAAUGGCGCAACCUAGGAGUCCAGCAGAGCCCUGGCUGGCUGCACUUCAUGGUACAUAAUCCUGAACCGCAUGUACUAUUGUUCCGACGACUCAGGACUGAUGUACCAGCUCCAUUAAAUGGUUUAGACCUGGGAAAUAAUUCAUCAGUUAAAGUUUUAGUUAAAGGUUUGUGCAAUUAAUGGCACAUUUACCACCAAAGGUUGUGAAAAACAUGAUUACACUAAACUGGGGUCAAUGAAAAAAAACAGAAUUUAAAAUAACAACUUGACAUUAUUUGUGUGAGAGAAAAAGACAGUUAGUGUCCUUUUCUCACACAAAUAGAGGUUUACACAAAUAGAUGUUUAUAUAAACAGUGUUUACAUUCACAACUUAGCUAUCUCUUUUCAUUGACUGCAUUUUAGGGAUAACUACCCAUAAAAACAAUGUGACAAAAAAUUGCUAUACCCCUAUUUUGUAUGUUAUGUAUGUUAUUGUACUUUGUUGUAAAACAAAUAUGAGAUGGAUUAAUCUUAAACUUUCAUGUUUAAUUUCAGUACAGAUGGCAAUAGUGUGCAAUACACUACAAAAAAUUUGUAGGUAUUGAAGACCCAAAAAUAUAAUAUUUACUGAUUGUUUAAAUUUACUUAAAUGCACUUAGUAAAUUCUUAGUUAUCUUUGAACUUUGUAUACAUUUUUAAUUGUAGGGGGUUUAGCAGUUUUAUGUCACGAAUAGAUUAUCCAAAGCCCAAAUUCUAGCUGGCUGCUUUUGCCUUAAAUAAAUUUGUAUUCUUAGUGUGGAAUUUGCAAGCUUGCUGUCAUGUAACAAAGUGUUUCGUUUUCGAGAAUCAAAAAUAACAUCGGAAUUAAUGCAUCCAGUUUUGCAAGUACCAAUCAAAAAAAAAUUAAUUCUACUCAAAUUCCCAUAACUUAGAUAGUGGGUAAGAUUGUUUUUUUAUUAUAACAAAUGGCCCUCCUAAGUGGAAAUAGGUUAUAAACAGAGCAACAUUUCGGAGAGCAUGCAAUAAAAAUCAAGCAAGCAUCAUGUACCUAUAAUUACACCUGCAACCUCUGUCUUCAGACCAGAAUACAGCAACGCUUUUUGGCAAUAGAAAUAAGCAAGGCAGUAGUACUUCCCCUGACAAGCUUUGUCAUAAGAAAAGCUCUACUAGUUUAGAUAAAAUAUUAAAAAACUACUAGUUUAUAUAAACCCUAAAAAUCAGCCAAAUGUUUGGCUUAUUCUUAGGGUUCUUAAACCCAAAAGGCAAAACGGGACCCUAUUAUUUAGAUUCUGCUGUGCUUUCACGAGGCUGUAUAUCAUGAUCUGUGAUAGUUAGACAGUUGGAAUUUUCACAGAUGAUGUAUUUCUGUUGACACUAACAAAAAAUAUACAAUAUUAUAGGCGCUCUGGUACAAUGGUACGGAAACCAUUGUAUUUCUUUAAAGUAGGUGCCACUUUGAUACAUAAAACGACGCAACUUAUUGGAAGCGUGCAAAUAUUAUACUAAGGUUACUGUAUUCUAAUGUAGUACUGCCCAACCAAACUUAAUGAUAAGUACAAACUUGUACUGAGUUUGAGUGAACGGCCUGUAUACUAUAAAAAUUAUUAAAAAUGUAAUCAUAGGUGCUUAGAUCAGGUAUAAAAUAUGUGGCCUUGACUGAUAUACUUACUGUAAUAAAAUUAUAAGCACUAAAUCGCUAAAGUAUUGCCAGCCUAUUCUCACAAGGGAUGGUAAGUUUUCUACACUGUGAUCCAACUAAUUAUGUUGAUACGACGACGUCUCUGGCGCAACGGUGAGGUAAAAUAAAAAAUAUAUUAUAAAUAGGAGGUCCCGUGUUCGAAAUUUGGGAAUUUAUAAUUUCUGAAUUUUCUCUUGUCUGGUGGCUAGUUAUCACCCUACC